Messenger RNA from Aureobasidium melanogenum CBS 110374, 1893 nucleotides. Its product is annotated as alcohol oxidase. Gene Ontology annotation, molecular function: flavin adenine dinucleotide binding; oxidoreductase activity, acting on CH-OH group of donors. The record is from RefSeq and is a predicted model, not a curated record. The coding region runs from base 1 to 1893 and encodes 630 amino acids. NCBI's taxonomy places the organism in Eukaryota, Fungi, Ascomycota, Dothideomycetes, Dothideales, Saccotheciaceae. The transcript is spliced from 6 exons.
AUGCCUGCUGCAACCAACGACAACACCUCAGCCCUCUGCUCCCUCCCUUCCUUCCUUUCUCAAACUUACGACUACAUAGUCAUCGGCGGCGGAACAGCCGGCCUCUGCGUCGCCGCCCGGCUGACCGAAAACCCUGACGUCGUUGUCGGUGUCCUCGAAGCAGGUGCAAACCGCAUGGAAGAUCCUCAAGUCUACACACCAAGUCUAUACCCUACGUUAAUUGGACGCGAAAAGUAUGACUGGUGUUAUGAGAGUGUGCCGCAAGCUGGCUGUGGAGGGAAGGUCAUGUCGCAGCCUAGAGGAAAGGUUUUGGGAGGUUCGAGUGCGAUUAAUUAUUUAAUGUAUGUGAGGGGGAGCAAGGAAGAUUAUGCUGCUUGGGAAUCUCUGGGUAAUAAAGGUUGGGGCUGGGAAGUAGGACUUGCUCCGUACUUCAAGAAGAGUCAGACUUAUGAUCCGCCCAAGAAAGAACACCCAAACAAGCAGUUCAUGCCUAUUGCGGCCAAAGACCAGUACCAUGGCAGUAGCGGUCCCAUUCACACAUCGUUCAAUGAUUACUGGGAGCCAUUCGAAGAAGACUUCUGCAAAGCUGCAUACGAAGUCGGUGGACAAGAAAGUUCUCUCGUCGAUGCAUGGUCUGGUGACCACUUCGGCUUCUACAGCUCCCUAGCAGCCGUAGACCGAACCAACGACAAAGGAAGGAGAAGUUAUGCCGCUACUGGUUACCUGCGACCAAACCUCUCUCGACCCAACCUCAAGGUCUUGACUGAGGCUUUAGCGACUAAAGUCUUGCUUGACGGCACCACUGUGACAGGUGUAGAGUUCAUGCACGGCGGUCAGAAACACUCCAUCAAAGCAUCCAGAGAAGUCAUUCUGUCUGGUGGAACCAUAAACAGCCCACAGCUGCUUGAGCUCUCAGGUAUCGGCGAUCCUGAGGUGCUGAAGGCAGCUGGCGUGGAGUGUCUUGUCGAGAACAAGCGCGUCGGUUGCAACUUCCAGGACCACGUCCUGGGUGGUAUGCUCUACGACCUCAAAGAGGGCCUGACAUCUCUAGACUCUCUUCACGAUUCAGAAUACCAAAAGGCUAUGGAGAAGGUAUACCAAGAAACUGGCGAGGGACCUUAUGGUAGCCCUGGCAUGCUAAUGGGUUUUGUAUCAUACGCCUCACUGGUCAGUGAAGAGGUGUUGAACGACACUAUUGCUGAAAUUCGCAAGAACUCGCUUGCAAAGACCGAUUUCGAGAAGCGUCAGGAGGAGACUAUCAUCUCGCAGCUGAGUGAUCCAAAGUUUGCAAAUAUUCAGACUUUUUGUAUCGGUGCCCAAUUAGACGUUAGCCAAGGAGAUAGCCAGAUCAAGUUCUUCAACCCUCCGCCUGAGGGCAAGACUCGUAUCUCUCUGCUCGUCUGUCUAGAACACCCUUUGUCUCGCGGAAGCGUUCACAUCACUUCGUCUGACCCCACCCAACACCCUCGCAUAGACCCAGGCUACCUCAAGAACGGCGCCGAUGCCAAGAUCCUUGCCGAAGGCAUCAAGUGGAUGGACAAAAUAGCCAAUCAACCCGUUCUCAAGCAAUCACUCGGCGAACGCAUCCUCCCACCUCAAGGUGCAAGCAUCAAGACUGAGGGGGAGAGAGUCGAGUACGUCAGAAACCACAUCUCGACGCAGUACCAUCUGAUCGGCACUUGCACCAUGGGCGAGGUCGUCGACGACAAAUUGAAGGUCAAUGGUGUGGACAAUUUGCGUGUCAUUGAUGCAUCAGUGUUCCCGACUCAUGUGUCAGGCAAUAUCAUGGCUACUGCUUAUGCUGUUGGAGAGAAGGGUGCAGAUCUAGUCAAGGCGGAUGAUGAGAGAUUCCUGAUGAAAGUCGACUCGACGGUAGGAGCCGCUUCUAUGUGA